Zerene cesonia (dogface butterfly) is the source of this 1766-nucleotide messenger RNA. RefSeq names its product luciferin 4-monooxygenase-like. Lineage: Eukaryota; Metazoa; Arthropoda; Insecta; Lepidoptera; Pieridae. The record is from RefSeq and is a predicted model, not a curated record. Bases 228 to 1466 code for a protein of 412 amino acids. Gene Ontology annotation, biological process: fatty-acyl-CoA biosynthetic process; long-chain fatty acid metabolic process. Gene Ontology annotation, molecular function: long-chain fatty acid-CoA ligase activity. The transcript is spliced from 9 exons.
CAAGUCCUAUAGCCGUGUAUAUUAAUAUUUCAUCCAUAUGUAUUUCGUAUAAUUCAAUAUUUAUUCUAUAAAUUUCUUCCAAAACUCACAGAAUAUAUUUUAAGCUUUUCUUCCUAAAUAAACUUUUAUAAUUUUUUUAUACUUGUACAAAUUUAUAUUAGCUACAACUUGAAAACAAAUCUCCAUUGAUUCUUGAAUUAUUCAACCAUCAAUCAAUUUUCCAAGCCAUGUUAAGGAAUCCAAUGUAUGUAUAUGGGUCUGAUGAUGCAGCUUUAUUGGCGCACUUGCAUUUAGGUAAACAUAUGCUGCAGAUGUUUGCCAAAUAUCAGGAUAAUGUCGCAUUGAUAGAUGCAGACACAAAUAAAAAAAUGACUUUCAGCGAGUUGGCUCAGCUGUCUGUUGACAUAGCACUCUCGCUGAAACGUCUCAACGUGGGCGUGGGCGACGUUGUCAGCAUUUGCUGCGAUAAACGAAUGGAGUUCAUGCCGACUGUAGUGGGGAUACUGUGCACGGGUGCAGCGUUCUCAGCGGCUGAUAACAGCAUGCUUGAUGAUAAACACAGAAUAACACUUUCGACCCGGGAAUGGUACUACAGCUUUGGUCUAUACCAUUCUUUGUCCAGUCUAUCCCGUGGGUUCACGAUUGUGUUCACUUUAAAAAAUGACGCGGUCAGUUAUUUAGAAGCCAUCGAAAAAUAUAAGGUAGAUACAAUACAAAUAGUGCCUACAACAAUAACGGAUCUUGUAAAAUGUCCUGAUUUAGAUAAGUAUGAUGUCUCGUCUCUCCAAGUUAUGAAUUGUGCAAGUAUUCCCAUCAGCUCUGAGUUAGUAUCUGUCACUAAAGAGAGAUUCCAGAAUUUGCAAUGCGUGACCCAAAUAUACGGUCUGACAGAAUCGGGCUGCAUUAUCAGAGAAGAUGUCAAGUCUGGGAUAAAUAAACUUGGGAGUGUUGGAGUUGCCUGUCAGGGAACAGUCAUAAAGGUGGUUGACCUCGAGACUCAGAAACCCGUAGGGCCGUAUAAACGUGGCGAGAUACGCUUCAAGUGUUCGUACUUGAUGUCUGGAUACAUCGGUGAUGAAGAAUGCGCUUAUUUAGAUGAAGAAGGGUUCUAUAAAAGCGGUGAUGUGGGUUAUUACGAUGAUGAAAAGUAUUUCUUCAUUGUGGACCGGAUUCAUGAAAUCAUAAAGUACAACGGUUACACGCUAUCACCAUCUGAAAUAGAGAAUACGUUAGUGAAACAUCCAUCCAUCAGAGAGGUUGGGGUAACUUCCCUACCGUUCAGCGAAGCCCCGGUAGCGUUUAUAGUACGGCAGACAAACUGCGCGAUCAGCGAAGAUCAAGUGGCUGAGUAUCUGAGCUCUAAAAUGCCAUCCGUUACGAUAUCGGGAGGUAUCAGAUUCGUGGACAAGUUACCCAGAGGGGCAGGGACCAAGUUGAACAGAAAAGCUUUGAGGGGCAUGAUAUAAAUAUACCUUUUUAAUAUGGGAGUCAAUGAGCAAGCUUCGGCAGUAAUUGGGCUAGCUCGCACCGGAGAAGUACCACACCCUCAAAGAACACAACGUGAAGUAAUAGCCUACUGCGUUUUGUUCGGUGAGUGGGGGAGCCGGAGCCUCGUAUCCUUUUCCUCACUCUUCCCAGUCCAUUCCUUUAUUGCAGUCGUCAAUACUUUCCUUAUUUCUUAAAACCAGUUAGCGCAUUUGCAGUGCUUUACUUCUGUAAAUGUUAACAGGCGAUUUUGGUUUACCAUCAGGUGACCAGCUCGUAAA